AUGUCAAUCAAAAGAACAGAUUGGUCAGAAGCUUCUUCGAAUCAUAAUUUAACAAUCGAUGAUCCAAUAAUAAUACACUUAUCACAACCACUUAAAUUUCCUCAUUUUGUAACGCAAGGUCCAUAUAAAGAUGUUCUAAUAAAAUAUAUGUCAGGUUCAGACAAUUGCGCAAAAAAUUAUGGUGAAUUAUAUCGACAAGAAGGUGAAAGUAAAUUUUUAAAAAUGAAUGGAAAAUUUUAUAAUUUUCAUUCACAAACUGGUAAUUAUUUGGAAUUUAAUCCUGAUUAUAUUAAUACUAUGAAAUUAAAUUUUGCAUUUUCUAAAGGUAUAGAGCUCACGUCAUUCCCAAUACCGAUAGAAGAUGAUCACUUUGUUUGUACUACCGAUGAGGAAAUAAUUAAUCUGUUCUUGUCACAAAGAGAGUUGAAGUUAUUAUUAAGUGAUUCCAAUGAAUAA
Lodderomyces jiufengensis is the source of this 456-nucleotide messenger RNA. RefSeq lists its product as uncharacterized. The transcript has a single exon. The coding region runs from base 1 to 456 and encodes 151 amino acids. NCBI's taxonomy places the organism in Eukaryota, Fungi, Ascomycota, Pichiomycetes, Serinales, Debaryomycetaceae. The record is from RefSeq and is a predicted model, not a curated record.